This is a messenger RNA of Eriocheir sinensis (Chinese mitten crab), 8662 nucleotides long. It is a transcript of the gene eys, whose product is annotated as protein eyes shut-like. Bases 189 to 5936 code for a protein of 1915 amino acids. NCBI's taxonomy places the organism in Eukaryota, Metazoa, Arthropoda, Malacostraca, Decapoda, Varunidae. Gene Ontology annotation, biological process: heterophilic cell-cell adhesion; establishment or maintenance of epithelial cell apical/basal polarity. The transcript is spliced from 29 exons. Gene Ontology annotation, cellular component: plasma membrane; protein-containing complex. Gene Ontology annotation, molecular function: calcium ion binding. The record is from RefSeq and is a predicted model, not a curated record.
CAGCAGUGGUGGUCGUGGAUGUGUGUGUGUGUGCGUGUGCGUGAGUGUGAGUGGAGACGGUUGUGUUACGGGAGAAACCUGCUGAGAAGUGCACAGAAGGACGAGGUUGUUCAAGGAAAGACUGUCUGGUGUUUAUUCUCCCGUCUCUUCGUACAAGCAGUGAGUGAUAUUGAUUCAUUAGGUGCAGGAUGUCCACCGCGGCCAUGGUAGUGGUGGUGGCGGCGACUGUGGGCGUGGCUGAGGUGGAGGCGGGCGUGGCGUGCAUAAGGAACCCCUGCAACAACGGCGUGUGUGUCGACAACCUCAACAGUAGUUCGUUCCAUUGCUUCUGCGAGGACGGGUUUACGGGGCUGCUGUGUCAAACCAACUGGGACGACUGCUGGUCCGCCCCCUGCCUCAACGGGGCCACCUGCACGGACCUGGUGGCCGACCUCGCCUGCAUCUGUCCCCCGGGGUACACAGGGCAGUUCUGUGAGGCGGAGAUCAACGAGUGCCGCAGCAACCCGUGCCAGAACAACGGGACCUGUCAGGACAUGCUCAACCGCUACGUCUGCUCCUGCCCCACGGGGUACUCGGGAGUAAACUGUGAGAUAGACGUGAGUGUGUGCAACUCGUCCUCGCUGUGGACGGGCGUCUCCCCGAACUGCCUCCACGGCGGCGUGUGUGUGGACGGCCCGGGCCUCUCCUACACCUGCCUCUGCCAGCCAGGGUGGACGGGGAAGAGAUGUGAGGAAGACGAGGAUGAAUGCUGUCUAAUGCCGUGCCAAAAUGAUGCCGUUUGUAUCAACACUCCCGGGUCCUUUGCCUGUGCCUGUCAGUUCGGCUUCACCGGGCCUUUAUGUGAAGAGGACUUGGUGUUCUGCAAAUCCAGCCCAUGCAAGAAUGACGCUCUGUGUGUGAUGGAGGACCACAAUGCCACCUGCUACUGUGUGCCGGAUUUUCAUGGGUCGCAGUGUGAGAAGCAAUAUAAUGACUGCCUGCCUUAUGCUCCCAGAUGUAUGAAUGGUGGUGUUUGCAUUGAUGGAGUAGACAGCUUCAAGUGCAGCUGCCCUGCCACAACUUCUGGGGUGCUCUGCCAGUGUGUUAGCACAACCGAAGGACAGCACUGUCAGCCACUUCCUUAUUGGUUUGAGGACAAACCCUUCCAGCCAAAUGUUCCUCUAGAUCCAAAAUUUUUUGGCACUUAUUUCAACAUAAGCUAUCCACGGAACGACUCUUUCAUAGAGGACAUUCCCUCACCAACAUUGGCAGAGGAUGUUACGAGCGUUAUUGACACUGCAGAGUUUCCCCGCACAGUUGUGACAAGUGACAUCUUGAUGUCCAGCUUCAUAACUCCCACCGUGGAUGUUUUUACGAUCUCCUCCGUCCUAAGUGCCAAAGUCUCGCUAGUGUUCAGUGAGGUGCCAGUGGUCACUGUGCCUUACUUUACAAGUCUGCUGUAUGAGUCCCCCUUUCCAUCCACCAGCCUUGAUCCUUUCUUAACAGCUAUGCAGCCAACACCGGUGCUUCCAGUCCCGACUUCCUCUCCAAGACCUGAAGACAUUGAUACUAGCUAUGAGUACCCGCCUGAAACAGGGGUACUGCUGCCAACCCUCACCUUAGAGGGUCCCCUACUGACUCCCUCACUCGAGUUCAUUCCCAUUUCCAUAAUAUCAGUAUUUGGUGUGUUCGAGACGCCCACCACCAGCGUCCUCAUUCCAGCUGACCGGACUAUAGCCAUACCAACUCCUGAAGAAGUAGCCAGCCCCAGCGUGAUCACACACACCAUAACUACUGUCGUUGAACUCACUCCUGCCUUAGUUUUCCCUCCUGAUGCCUCCCCUACCAUCAUCACUCCUCCGCUGGAUAUCGCAAUAACUACAUCUCCUUUGGUGUACCCCACUGUGGCCACUCCGGAGGUUCUGAUCACACCAUCGCCUCCUACUGAUAUAACCACUUUGACCGUACCUCCUGAUACUGCUAUAAGUGUUAUGCCUCCUGACACUUACAUCAGUCCAGUCCCCACGGAAACUUACAUCACUCCCGCUGAAACUGAACUCACAGCGACCAUCUUGGAUACCACACCAACGCCAACGCCUGAGAUCAAACUAACCUCUAAGAUCGAGGCAACUGCUACACCCGACUUUGAAAUUACACCCACUCCAACGCCUUUCGAUGAUUUCACCCCAGUGUCCCCUGUGGUUGACUUCCCGGUAACCUCUCCUCCAGUUGACACUGUAACACCUGAAGUGGAAGUGACCUCACCCCCCACAACAGAGGUCACCCUGAGGCCUGAUGUUGAGGUCACACCAGUCCCUUCAAUUAAUAUGACUUUGGUUCCUCCAGCUGAGCCCCCUACGACUCCAACCGUACCUACAGUGACUCCCACUACUAUUUCCCUUCCUCCUGGUGUCCCAUCCACACCUUCCCCCCCACCACAAGUCACCACGUUCCCUCCUGAUGGCUUCACAACUCCGCCGCCAGUCUCUCGUGUGCCCUGUGGGAAGAGCUUCUGCCUCAACGGAGGGAUUUGUCGCACCAUGAAUGGAACCUCUCUGUGUGAGUGUCCCUUCAACUACCGCGGUGCCUCGUGCCAGCUCUACUUCUACAUCAACAAGCCGUACUUUGAUGGUGCCUCAUACCUGGGCUUGGACGUAGGAAACAUGUCUCUGCGGACAGGUGUUCAGCCUUUUCACUUUCUUCUUCAGGUGUAUGUGCAGUUUACGUCCCAAGAUGAGAACGGACUGGUGGCUUACAGCGAAGGUCCCGGGGAAGCCUUCUUCAUGCUGCUGCUCAGGAACUCCCUCCUCCAGUUUGUGUUCUCCUGCGGCCUCAACACUGUGUCCUUCCUUCAGGGCAACGUAAAGCUCUCCAGAAACUGCCUCACAGAUGUCUCUCUCAGGAUGUGGUGGACUCCGUACCUGCACGACACACCUUGGGGGCCCGGCAAGUGCAGUGCGUCUUUGCAGGUUAAUGGUACAGACCCAGUGUACAGUGAACAGAAGGCCUGGAGCCCCCUAGUCCAGCUUGGUCUGCUGUACCUCGGUGGGCUGCCCUCCACCUACUCGUCCCCCCUGGUGGUGAAGGCCGGCUUCCUGCCCCGCCUCAAAGGAUGCGUCUCUCUCCUGGAGGUGAAUGGGCGUGAGGUGGACAUAUGGACAUCUGGUGUGUCUGGGGAGAGGAUCCAGGAGUGUGGCACGGCUCCCUGCCCCCCCCAGUCAUGCUACAACGGCGGGUCAUGCGUACCGGGCCCUGCGCUGUGGUCCUGCCAGUGCCCAAAAGGCUACCAGGGAGAGCUGUGUGAGCACGCUGAGUGUGAGGGAGUGACUGGGCCGUGCCACGCUGGGAGGUGUGUUCCCACCGCCCACCACUCCCUCUGUCUGUGCCCCAACCACCGCCACGGCCUCUUCUGUGAGCUGGAACGCGUGGUAGAGCUCCCGUCCUACAGCGGCGGUGUGGCCGGCUACAGCUCCUAUUCUGCAUACAGGAUCGAAGUUGACAUUACACGCUCUUUGGCCAUCAGAUUGCACUUCAGCACACCAGCACUGCAGCAGGUGGGACUGAUGGCCUACAUUGGCAACUCUGUGAGGGCCUCCGUUCAGGACUUCCUGGCGCUGAGUCUGGUGCGCGGAUACCUCAUGCUGACCUGGGACCUUGGGGCAGGUCCUCGAAGAAUAGUCACCCCCGAGCCCUUGGACCCCACUCUGCACACCCACUCUGCCCUGGUGGGUCGUCAGGGGCGCUGGGCCUGGUUUCUGGUGGACGCACAGAGGAAUGUUUCUGCGAAGGGCUCUGGUUUCCUCUCUUCUCUCAACACUAACAACCUUCUCUAUAUAGGCGGCCAUCCUUCCUUUAACAUGAGCCACCUCCCAGCCGACAUGUGGCGCCUCAAUGGGUUCCACGGCUGUAUCUUUGACCUCCGGGUGGCCAAGUCUUCCGCGGACCCCUGGACAGCUGUGAGGGUGGCCGCCGCACUUAAUGUUCAGGAGUGUGGGCAGGACGAGUGCAGGGCCGAGGAGAAUCAGUGUCUUAAUGGAGGCCGCUGCGUUGCCUUGGGUGCGACAUUCAGGUGUGAAUGCCCCCUGGGAUGGAAGGGUCCAAAAUGUGAGGUCCCCAGCCACCUUUGUGAAGGGGGUGCAGGGACAUGUCAUCCCGGCUCAUCCUGCCUGCCAGCCAAACCUCUCCAGAGGGAUGCGCCAAAGUGUCUGUGCCAGCUGGGGAGAACGGGACCUCUGUGCAGUCAAGCCAUAAACAUCACAGACCUCAGCUUCUCUGGGGAGGGCUCCUACGCCAGUCUUCAGUCCACGAGGAGUCUGCGCCGCGAGUCCCACGUCACACUCUCCUUCAAGCCAGACCAUCUCAGCGGUGUCCUGUUCCUUGCGCUGCCGGUGAGGAGUUCAGGAGACUUCAUGGCCCUUGUCCUAGUCAACGGCACCCUGCAGUUUACCUUUUCCCUAGGUCUUCAUGCUCCUGGACUGGUGUUGCUGCAGUCUGAGGCCACAGCAAGACUGGGUGAGUGGCAGGCCGUCACCAUUUCCAGGGUGGAAGGCUCGGCCUCAAUCAUAUUCCAGGGUCACACAACUCGGUCCCCCACCCCAGCACCAACCCACACCUUAGUGCUGCUGGACACUCACAGCGAGGUGUUUAUCGGUGGUGUGCCAGACUACUCAGCGAUACCUGCUGCUGCGGCACCCCAGGAGGCACUGGUGCCCUUCCAAGGAUGCAUCAGACAGGUGACUCUGAAUGGAGUAGAACACGACCUCCGAGUCCCUGAAGGAGGGCUGCUGCGUGGGGCGGGUCUCGGGGACUGUGACGGGACCCCAUGUGGCCACCAGGUGUGUCUCCACGGGGGCACCUGCACUCCAGCGGGCGACUCAUAUGCCUGCACAUGUACCAAGGAUUAUCUCGGCCAAAGGUGUCAGCUGCCUCGGGCUUGCCUCAACCACCAGUGCCUUAACGGUGCCACCUGUGUCCCCACCGACGAGGCUUCAGGAAGACAAAAACGGCGGCAAAAAGUUGCUGUCCGGCCCACAGCCCCUCUAAGAGCCUACAAUUCUUUUUAUGAGAAGGACGACCAAUGGCUUGAAGAAGUGGUCGAGGACUACAUCCGAGGAGAGAAGUCCAAAACACACAGAGACCAGGGAAGAAACAGUUCAACUGACGGAGAGGAACACUUCAAGAAACUUUCCCUAUUACAAAACUUGGAGCGUAGCAUAGAGAGUGACGGAAACAUAAGUGAUCAAAGUAAAAGAAAAACAGAAGAAAACUCCAUUAGAAAGCUGUUGCAAGAUAAAAGAGAGGCAAAAGGGGAUGAUGACCAAGGCUUCAGUAACUAUAGAUGCCUCUGCCCUCCUGGAUAUUAUGGCUUACAGUGCCAAACAGCAGCUGGUCUUGGGGGGCUGCGGGACACAGGCACCAGGUUCAGCGGCUACAGCUUCGGGGUGGUCGGGGGCGGCCACUAUGGUUUGCCCAGCCCACACUUGGACUCCUUCUCCUUCAACUUCACCACGUCAGCCUCACAUGGACUUCUGCUGUGGCGGGGACAGGUGGAGGCGCCAGGAAAAGACUACCUUGGGGUGGGCGUGGAGGGCAGCCGCGUGAAGGUGGUGUGGCACCUUGGUGGAGGGAACAUUGGUCGCCUCCUCCUGACGGGCUCUGUGAGUAACAGCCAGUGGCACAGCCUGGUGGUGAUCCGCCAUGGCACCGUGGUCACUGCCUUCCUGGAUGGCACCCCUCAGAAGGCCUCCCUGUCUGGCACAUACACUCAGCUCAAUGACCCACAAGGACUUGUUUAUAUCGGUGGCUUCCCUGAUGAAAUACCAAUAAAAUAUGGGAGUGAAGGACACUUCCAGAGGCCAUUCACAGGCUGCAUGAGGGACUUAACCAUACACCAGAGCUCCUACCCCAUCAAGUUCUCUUCCCUCAUUCAAGGACAAGACCUGCAGCCUUGCUCUUGAGGGUUUGUGGUUGUAGGCAACCACUCAGGUUAACAAUGAAUUAGUAUACGUUUUACAAUUCAUGUUUUUGUUAAAGUUGAACUUUUCAACAUUUUUUUAUAUGAAAUAAGGAACCAUUACAUAGGUACUAAUUUUGAGAGGGGGAGAGCAAAUAAGGCAUUAGUUUAAAAUAUUGUAGCAUCGUUAGUAUCUUAAUAGAUUUUUAGAUGACUAAUGAAUACAACAAAACAAAUUACAGUUCAAAAUGUCAAAAUGUUUAGAACCCAACACCAUGGGCAAAACGUGGUGGUUGAAAUGCUCUCAUUCACUGGCUCUGGGAAGCAUGACGUAAACCCAAACAUUUCAGCGUGGAUAAGGAGGUGCUGGAUACAUGUUGCCACUGCCAAUUUGAGGGCACGAGGGGAACAAGAGUACUGCAGAGGCUUGAGAAGUGCAAAUGGACGCACAGGUGAACAAAUUGCUGUGCUUGCAAUGCCAUUGAGUACAAAGCGUGUCUAGAAACAAAACACGAUAAUUAUAGGAUUUAAUAUUAAAGUACUCGCUGUAUAUAAUUUAUAUAUACAAACAGCAGGAAAUCUUGCCAAUAUUUCCAAUAUUGCCAAUUUUUAAAGCAUUUUCAUUAGCAUGUUCAAGUAGAUUCCAAGUUUUUACAAUGUUUGUUUUCUCAAGUGACAGAUUUUAUUCUGGAAGGAAGUGUCAGGGGGCACCUUGGGUAGUGUUUGUUUGCCCCCACCCUGAUGGCACAGUCAUUAUACAUGUACCUUGGGCACUAAUAGAAAGGAAUUUUUUGGUGCCACAUUCUAGGACAGUCAUCUGUUUUCCCAGUUGAAUCCCUCCUGGCAAAAAAUUUUUUAGCUGCAAUAAUUUUAAUUGUUAUUGAAUUGACAGGAGUAAUGUAAAGCUUGCCUUGAAGGAGUCAAUGAGGUGUUUAGUAUGAUGAUUGAUCUUAGGUUUGUGCAUGGAAGCUACUUUGGCAUAUCUAUUUACUGCCAGCAGCAUCCCCACUGAACCCCCGAGUGCCUGGCCCACACAUUUUAAUCAACACAUCAUGAAACCCGUCAGAGUCAACCCUUACAACUACUGGUUAUAGAAGCAAAAAUAACACAAAACGGCACACACAAACCACUUUAAAUCACAGUGCAUAAGAACUUUUGAACUAUAGUCUGUUCACUUAAGUCUGACCCAAGCUGAACAACAUAAACCUAAGUGUGUUUGCAAGCUGAGUGCAGAUUAGUAGAAAGUGCUUUGUGAGAUAAACACAGAGGGUAAAGAAAACUUGGAAGCCAUAGCAGUAGCAAAUCAGCACUCAGCAUGCAAACACGCUUAGGUUUAUGUUGUCAGCUUGGGUCGCACUCAAGUGAACAGACUUUCUAGUAAUAUGACCUGGCCACUACCAAGGAUACUUUACAACAAGGAUAGUUACCUUAUUUUACCAACAAAGCAUCAUGUGUCAGCAUGAUUCCUGAUCCAAAUGGAAGCACAGCAUGGCAUGGUAUCCUGAUAUUUCACUGCAUUAAUCUGGACAAUAUGGCCAUACCUGCAGAUUGGCAAUCUUGCACUGUACAUUUGUUACCACUCAAUGCUGUGUUUAUGUGUGGGUCGAGAGUCAGACAAAGCUUGAUGCAUAGUGUUAUCGUCUAAUCUCAGUUGCAGGCAGGUCACCCACAAGCUCAAAAGUUUUCACCGUUUAUUUCUUUCAGAUCACAUUCCACUUCUGUUCCUCUAUCCAUAUUUUAUUCCCAGGAGAAGGCACCAGAUAACUUUAAGUUAAUAAAAGCAAUGUAUUUUAGUUUCAGCAAAUUUAUUAGGUUGACAUUUAAUGUAGUGCACUUCACUGCCAUUUUUGUUGAUUACUGUUCACGACUUUUGACUAUGUGACUCUUAGGGGGAACGUAGCUGCGUCGUAACUAGAGUAAUAUCUCAUACGUAAUUUAAUAAGUUUUCACUCAUUGUUAAAGCCAGCAACAGCUUUUUUCUGGGAGGCUUGGCCUCUUGUACUACCCAUGACUAGUUUAGGCAUAAGGUAUGAAUACAAGAACAUUUCACCCUGCUGUCAGCACACAGAGGUCUCCAAGGGUUUGGGUGUUUUGCCUGCUUGUGCAUCUGCAUGGGCUCUAAGAGGACAAAGUGUGUUAAACAAUUAUCCCUCACCCUCACUUAUGUACAAAUGUUGGUCUGCUUAUCAUUGAAAAACAAAGGUAAGCUUUAAUGAGAUAUGCACAAGUAAUUUACAUGUAAGUUCUGGGAAAAAAUAGACUCAAAUUGUUACAUGAUACUGACUUUUACAAGAGUUUGUCCAACAGAAGCAUGUGUGUUAGUUUAUGAAUGGUAAAAGUUUCUUCAUAUUGUUUAUUGUUAAUAUAUUGCAUUAUAAGUUUUAUGAAGGUCUGUUAUGUAUAUAAUCAUUAAGAUUUCCCUAAUUUCCAUGGAGGAGCCAGUCUGGCUGUUGAGUGAACUGAUCAUGAUUGUUAUACAAGGGAAGAGUAAGUGAUGUUAUCUAAUGGAUUGUUUAUAGCUAAGUAUAGUAUUAUGUAUGUUAAGAUGGCCGUGAAUGGUUUUUUUUUUAAUACUAUCGUCUUGUGCUCCAGUUAAGGUAGCCAGCUGUUUUUUGGAAAUUUUUAUUUAACUGAAGGUUAAAAACUGUGAUACUUGUAUAAGAAUGAUAUAAAAUUCAGUCUGAAAGUUCUAUCUACUACCCUGUUUUUCCUACCCUUGACAUUGGAUAG